ACUCCUCUUUAUCUUAUAAUGUUUGAAUUUCUUUUGUUUAAAUAAAUUAUCAUGGAGAUAAAAUCUUCAUAUACUCGCUUUCAUACAUUAAGGUAGGUAGCACUCAGUUAGCAAAAGAGUCAUUUAGCUAGCUCCUCUCAUUAAUAAUUGCAAGCUCUAUCACGCGCCACCACAACCAAUCACCAUGCCUCACCUCCGCCACCGCAUCCUCCUCAUCCCAUACCCCGUACAAGGCCACAUAAACCCAACCUUCCAAUUCGCAAAAAGACUCAUUGCAUUAGGUGCACACGUCACUCUCUCUACCACCAUAUACAUGCACAACCGCAUCACCAACAAACCCACCCUCCCUAACCUCUCCUAUCUCCCCUUCUCCGACGGCUAUGACGAUGUCGGCUAUAAAGGCAACGGCAACGACGUCACUUACUCACUCUACGCCGCAGAGUUCAACCGUCGCGGCUCCGAGUUUGUCACCAAUCUUAUACUCUCUAACUCACAACAAGGUACCCCUUUCACUUGUUUAGUUCACUCCAUACUCCUUACUUGGGCCGCAAAAGUGGCGCGUGAGCAUCACCUCCCAACAGCGUUACUAUGGAUUCAACCAGCCACCGUGUUUGAUAUCAUAUAUCACUACUUUCAUGGACACUCCGAGUUAAUAAAAAAUCCUGAAUGUUCGAUUGCAUUACCCGGAUUGUCACUAUUGCUAUCACAACGUGAUUUACCUUCGUUUCUAUUGGAGUCAGAUUUAAGUGCUUAUAGUAAUUAUAACUCUUUAAUGCUUACUUUAUUUGAAGAACAAAUUAAAGAUCUUGAUGUAGAAAAAAAUCCAACAACAAUACUUGUUAAUUCAUUCGAAGCAUUGGAACCUGAGGCGUUGAGAGCCGUUGAGAAAUUGAACAUGAUCUCCAUUGGACCGUUGGUUCCUUCUGCGUUUUUAGACGUGAAAGAACCAACAAAGUAUAAUUCAUUUGGAGGUCAGAGUCAGACACACAUCUUCCAACCUUCAAAUGAUUGUGUUGAAUGGUUGGAUUCUAAGAAAGAGAUGUCUGUUAUUUAUAUUUCGUUUGGUAGUUUGAUUGUGUUGUCGAAGGUACAAAUGGAAGAAAUUGCACGUGCGUUGUUGGAUUGUGGAUUUUCUUUUUUGUGGGUCAUUAAAGAAAAAGAAGAGUUAUUAAGCUAUAGAGAGGAGUUGAAAAAGAAAGGGAAGAUAGUGAAAUGGUGUUCUCAAGUUGAGGUUCUUUCACAUUCUUCUUUGGGUUGUUUUUUGACACACUGUGGUUGGAAUUCGUGUUUGGAAAGUUUGGUGUCAGGGGUUCCCAUGGUGGCGUUUCCUCAGCGGAUGGAUCAAAUGACAAAUGCAAAGUUAAUAGAAGAUGUGUGGAAGAUUGGGGUGAGGGUGGAUUAUAAAGUGCAUGAGUAUGGAAUUGUUAGAGGGGAUGAAAUUAAGAAGUGUUUGGAAGUGGUGAUGGGGAGUGGAGAGAAAGGAGAGGAAUUGAGAAGGAAUGCAAUAGAAUGGAAGAAUUUGGCUAGAGAGGCUGUGAAGGAAUAUGGCUCUUCACACAAGAAUCUGAGAGGUUUUUUAGAUGAUACUAUUGCAAGAUCAUGAUGUAUUUGGCUGAAAAGGCAUAUUUCAAUGUUGGAUGUAGAUUUCGUGCAGUAAAAUAAUAAUGCAGUUACACAUAGUUUUAUAUUUGAAUCGUUAAU
This is a messenger RNA of Trifolium pratense (red clover), 1701 nucleotides long. RefSeq names its product phloretin 4'-O-glucosyltransferase-like. The transcript has a single exon. The record is from RefSeq and is a predicted model, not a curated record. The coding region runs from base 185 to 1603 and encodes 472 amino acids. Gene Ontology annotation, molecular function: UDP-glycosyltransferase activity. NCBI's taxonomy places the organism in Eukaryota, Viridiplantae, Streptophyta, Magnoliopsida, Fabales, Fabaceae.